UGGAAUAAUAAAAUAUUUCACCGUCGAAAAACACUCAACUAUGAAUUGACGAAAUCAAAUUUGAUGAAUACACAAAGGAAAUGAAUCGAGAAAGUUGAAAAAUGAGCAAAGCGGACGUGGAAAAAGAGUCCCAAGAUUGUCCAAGGGGUGAAAAUUCCCCGAAAAACGAGGGUUCUACAGAAGUGAUAGAAAGGAUGAUCGAACAAACCGCGGAGGAUCUGAAGGAGAUAGAGUCCGAUCAGAUGGAGCUCCAAUUGGACCUGAUGAGACUGAGAUACUACGAUGAGUUUCUGUCUAAACAAAACAGAGAAAUAAACAAAGAUAUACAAGAACUAGACGGGCGAAUAUCCGGCAUCGAAGAGAGAAAUAUCGAGAAGAGGAGUAUGGUUAGAAGUUUCUUGAUGGCGUACGAAGAAGAAUGACAAUAAAUUUAAGAGGUGUAAAGAAUAAAUCAAAAAAUAUAACUAUUAAUUUUCAUUUCUGACACAUAUGUAUUUAUGUGGAGAGACGGAAGUAGUUCAAAUUGAAAAUUGACAGAAAAAUGUGACAUCAAUUUAUGUGUGUUACUGAUUGUGUAUGAUUCGUCACGAAGUUUUUGUUGUCUUUCCUUUCAUUUAUAAAAAAAUUAUAUAAACGUUUUAUUCGUCGAACUGUCCGAAAUAUAUUUUUUAUGUUUCUCUAUA
Messenger RNA from Coccinella septempunctata (seven-spotted ladybird), 683 nucleotides. RefSeq lists its product as uncharacterized. The transcript has a single exon. Lineage: Eukaryota; Metazoa; Arthropoda; Insecta; Coleoptera; Coccinellidae. Bases 102 to 422 code for a protein of 106 amino acids. The record is from RefSeq and is a predicted model, not a curated record.